AUGAAGAAUAAUCCUUCAAAACAAGGGGCAAACGCUGCCAUUUUUUUCGCCAAGACGCCAUCGCUAAUACCACCUUCAGGAAAUAAAGUACCUUUCCAAAGACGACCCGGAAAUCCUGGUUUCGUGAAAAAUCAUUAUGAAGCAAAACGCAUUGAACCGGACGUGCUCUAUCCCAAUUCUCCGUAUCAUUUGCAAGAGUUCUUCGAUACAAAAAAUCCUCAUCACAAUCCACGUCCGCUGAACAACUCCCAUCAGACUUUUGAUCAAAUACUGAGGAAAGAAAAGAUCGAGCUUCCUCCCCCAACUCUAAUCCCAUCCUCUCAGUUUCCAUUGGCCAUUCCUUGCAGUUUGGAUGAUGCUGGGAUACCAGAUGGACGGCCUAAGUACUGGCUUAUGGCUUAUAAACUGAAUUCUUCCCAAGAUAAUCAAGAUAUCAUGAAGGCCUGGGAUAUCAUCAAAGAUAUUAGAAAGCUACCCAUCCACCCGGGUGUCUGGUCACCCUCCAACUGCGGUAGAGAUCAUACACAUCUAUCCCUCUCCAAAGAUGCCCGAACGGAGAAGACUCAACAAUUUGUGACUACUUUUAGACGGAUUGUUGGAGGAGGCACAUUCAAGAAUUUGAGAAAAUUUGACGAUAUCACUGCUAAGAGAAUGUCUCCAGCCCGAUUGUUCGUACAUCAUCAUCUUGCCAAUCACAUGGAAUACCAGCCUGCUCAUCCGCGCCCUGGACAAGUCGGAUGUCCCCUCGCCGACAACAAGGGACAGUCUGAAGAGUGGUAUUUCAAUCGUAAUGAUGACGAUAGUACGUAUUCUAUCAUGUCGGUCUUCGGCUCAGGGUCAGUUGUUUUCCUCCAAGGAUCCCAUCUUCUUCACUAUGUGAGACAACUUGACAAGGAAGAUAGUGAGAAAAGUGCCAUCAUGGCACGGAAACUCACUGGCCACACCGGUCUACUCGUUACUUCAUUUGAGGGAAUGAACAAUCCCUCUUUUCUCACAUCAACAUUGACUUUGGCCUAUAUCCCUAUACUACUCUUUUCAUCUCAUUGCAAGAUAUCUAGACAUGAUCUUUCACUCCUACUCUACUAUCUCAAGAUGACGCAACCAACUCCAGAACCACCCAAACGUCCAGCUAUACCAAUAACCUCUGCCGCUCUCUCUUUCACCCUACGUACACCUCGUCUCACCCGUCUUCCUCCUCCUCCUCCUUCUCCAUCUCUACGACCUAAAACUGAAAGAUCAUCAACACCGCUGCGAUCUUACCCUGCACCCCUUCCUCAUCCUAUCACUCCUCAACCUCCUCACUCGACCCCUUCCUCGCGCUCUCACAACGACCAUCUCCCAGAUCCACCACCUCCUAUACACCCCCUCCGACCUCCUCAAACCCCCUUACCUCCACGCACGAAAAUCCCUCCAACUCAAAUAUUUCAAACUCUCGACACUUUCUCACCGUUCGCUUACCGACCUCAAGUCAGACCUACAGUCCCAAGUACUCUCAAAAGACUUUCAGAAUUGACUUCUCCUAAUGCUCAUUCCCCACUGAAACGGGUACGUGGAGAAGGGGAUGGAGUGACUUUGAGUGCUUUGGCUCCGAGUAGAUUCCACCCGAUAGGAUCGCUUGUCGGAGUUAAGAGAGAGGAUGAAGAAGAUGUUGGGGUAUCGCCAAGAGGACGUAGGGUGGUGAAGUGGAGUGGGAAAGGUCAUCAUGCCAAAUUACGUCCCUUACGUACCCGUCCAUCACCCACACCGGAAUCAUUGAUUCACACUGCUCCUCUCAUCCUGUCCAUCCAUCCUCAUUCGACUGUAACAGGUCCGACGCAUUAUUCCACCUUGGUCAGAUGUGCGAUCCGACGAUCUCCUCCGGGGAUGAAAAAUAUGGACCACUCUCCAAUAAAAGAUCACUGGCAAAAUGCGAUUCCUCAAAAGAAGGAGUCGAAUAACGUCGAUCAGAUGAGUGAAAUACGAAAGCGCGCCUUCAUAGGUCAGUUGGAGGGUCUCAAAGAGGACAAGGGUGAACAUGACGGAGCGAACAGGGAGGAGGAAGAAGUGGAGAAGAUGGUAUUGGUCUUAUUCCAAACUUUACCUAGUGGAUGUAAUCAUCUAGGUGUAGACCCCAGGGUUUUGAAGGAACAACAAAAGAAUUGGUUAGUUGGGAUAUGGGCUUGGACAGAGGUUCUUAUUUCAUUACCUUCUCCUUCAUCACUUUCUUCUAAUCCAACAAACAUGAUGACAGAUACACGACCCGCAACUCCGACUUCGACAGCUUUAAAUGAACCUCACAAGGAUACACAAUAUCAGGAGAAGAUGUAUGAUUCAUCAUUGAAAGAAGGUGAAGCUUCGAAUCAAGCCGAAAGGGAGGAGCAGGAAGUUGAUAUGAGCAUGAGAAGUGAUCAAGUGUCAGAAAAAGUAUGGAAGGAAGAAAAUGUGAUUGUAGCUAGUAGGUAUAUGAUCAUUCAAGAUUGA
Messenger RNA from Tremella mesenterica DSM 1558, 2460 nucleotides. RefSeq lists its product as uncharacterized. Lineage: Eukaryota; Fungi; Basidiomycota; Tremellomycetes; Tremellales; Tremellaceae. The record is from RefSeq and is a predicted model, not a curated record. The transcript is spliced from 9 exons. Bases 1 to 2460 code for a protein of 819 amino acids.